CUCUUAUUGAUGAAUAUCAGUUGAAAAACUAAUGCAACUUGUCCACGGCUGCAGUUACACCUCACAGUUAGCACCUUGGCACGAUUUCUCUACGAACUCCACUCGGCUCACACGAGUUGUUGUUUAAUGACGGUGCCACACUAUUUAUAGCUCUGGAAAGCUCGCAAUAUAUCUGUCAGAUCUUUAAUAAGCGCGUCAAUCUGCUCUGUUGCAGACAGAAGUGAGCAAAGAAAGAGAAACGUGUCGUCUUGAUCAGUGCUCUCUGAGGCAACACGAGACUCUCAGUUGCCCCGUGCAUGAGCCUCGCAUCCUUGCAUUUCCAUUACGCACAGGAGAGUCGCUCACAUGCCUCUUGGACGAGCUCUCCUGUCAGAAUGGAGCAGCGCGCAGCAGGAGCCUCGGUGACUGACGAGGAGAACGCGGAGGACGGCGGCGACUUAGGAGCUUUCCCUGUUAUUAUCACCACACAAAUCAAAUUGUGCUCCAACUCAGAUGUUCCAAGUGUUCGGCUGCUCUGACUACUAUGUCGUGGCUCGCGUCCUCCUACUGCUCCAAAGGCGGAGGAGCGCGGUUUCGUGCCACAAUAAGUUCAAGACUCCCUCCAGGAAAGUCCUUUUAAUUUUUUUUGCUCUGUACUUUGGACCUUUUAUUCCCCCCUCAACUAAACAUUGGAGUAUUGCCAUCAUGGCCGCUGCAUCCUGAGGGGACAUGGAUUUAGAGGUGAAGGAUGUGAACGCUUCGAACUGUUUGCGCAACGAGAGCGACCCCGGGCUGAGCGCGUCCUCCGCUGGAGUGUCCACUGCGCUGGCCAGCGUGCUGAUCUUCACCAUCGUGGUUGACAUCCUGGGCAAUGUGCUCGUCAUCCUGUCCGUGUACAGGAACAAGAAGCUCAGGAAUGCAGGAAACAUCUUUGUGGUGAGCUUAUCUGUGGCAGACCUAGUGGUGGCGCUGUACCCAUACCCUCUGGUGCUGACUGCCAUCUUCCACAAUGACUGGACCAUGGGCGACCUGCACUGUCAGGCCAGUGGCUUUAUCAUGGGCCUAAGCGUCAUCGGCUCCAUCUUCAACAUCACGGCCAUUGCCAUCAACCGCUACUGCUACAUUUGCCACAGCCUCCACUACGACCGGCUGUACAGCCUGAGGAACACUUGCUGCUACCUGGGCCUCACCUGGGUGCUCACCGCCCUCGCCACAGUGCCCAACUUCUUCGUGGGCUCCCUGCAGUACGAUCCUCGCAUUUACUCCUGUACGUUUGCCCAGACCGUCAGCUCGUACUACACCAUCUCGGUGGUGAUUAUCCACUUCCUGAUCCCACUGCUGGUGGUGUCCUACUGCUACAUGAGGAUAUGGGUGCUCGUGAUACAAGUGAAACAUCGGGUGAAACCGGAACAACGGACGAAACUGAAACCAAGCGACGUGAGGAAUUUCCUUACUAUGUUCAUGGUGUUUGUGCUCUUUGCUGUGUGCUGGGCUCCGCUGAACCUCAUAGGCCUGGCGGUAGCUAUAAACCCGGUGAAAGUGGCGCCCAACAUACCCGAGUGGCUCUUUGUCACAAGCUACUUCAUGGCAUACUUCAACAGCUGCCUCAAUGCCAUCAUAUAUGGACUGCUAAACCAAAACUUCCGCAAAGAGUACAAGACAAUACUCCUUGCUCUUUGCAUCCCACGUUUGCUCCUCAUGGAGACCUCCAGGUGUGCCACGGAGGGACUGAAGAGUAAGCCUUCGCCAGCCGUGACAAACAAUAAUGUAGCAGAGAUUGACGUGUAAUAUCUCUGUAAUGUUUUACUAGGCGAGUGGAUGUUUGCCAUGAUUCACCCGGUGCCUUCUCAAGAUGUGUUAUGUUGUAAAGUAGGGGUGUUGUGAUAUACCAGUAUUGACGAUAAGUGUGAUAUUUAAAAGCUGGAAUAUUGAUUUUAUGUUAAUAAUACACAUAUAAUAGUAUUGUAAGUAAUCCAGCACCAGUAACUAUUUGGUUGAUGCACAGAACCAACAGUAUUCAGUUAUGGUUACAGGAUGUCUCUCCACCUCCCUACACUCGUAUUUUGAGUGUAGUUCAUUUGCCAAAACACACAAUAAAACAAAGUUAAGGAUGAAUUUGACUGAUAGCAUUGAUCUUUACUCAAAAUGCUUGUAGACAUAGUGAUAUAUAUAUAUACUGUUAUUCUCUUGAAUUCUUUUGGCCAUAAUAACCAUUGAGGGGAAAAUUUUGGGACAGCCCUAUCGCAAACAUGCUUCCAUGUUUGGAGAGGACACUGAUGCUAUCAUUCUGUCAGAUGCUGUUCCCUCAGAUUUAGAGAAAAAUGUAUCACCAGUACGCUGUGUUCCACUGUGACUGCCUCUCUGUACUCCAUUCAAAGACAGACCACGUAACUAGUUAGCAGGGAAAAGGAUCAGAGCAAAACAAGUUACCAUUUAGAUCAUUGGUGGUAAUCAGCUGUGUAAAAUUGCACUUUCUACGGAUCAUCCUAACACACUGUAUUGCUGGUGUUUUUGGAAGGAGAUCUAACUUUUCAGGCCCCAUCCCAGCAUGUGUGCAUCAUGUGCAUAAGAAUGACUCACUGCCUGUUUGUACAGAUUACUUCUAUGUGCAUCAGCAGCAUAGCAAAAAUAAAGUAACUGUAUUUUCUAUUGCCA
Molecule: messenger RNA, 2634 nt
Organism: Acanthochromis polyacanthus (spiny chromis)
Lineage: Eukaryota; Metazoa; Chordata; Actinopteri; Pomacentridae
Gene: mtnr1c
Product: melatonin receptor 1C
Exons: 2
Coding region: 709-1767 (352 amino acids)
Biological process (GO): G protein-coupled receptor signaling pathway
Cellular component (GO): membrane
Molecular function (GO): melatonin receptor activity
Source: RefSeq, a predicted model, not a curated record